Molecule: messenger RNA, 1620 nt
Organism: Fusarium graminearum PH-1
Lineage: Eukaryota; Fungi; Ascomycota; Sordariomycetes; Hypocreales; Nectriaceae
Exons: 4
Coding region: 1-1620 (539 amino acids)
Biological process (GO): regulation of DNA-templated transcription
Molecular function (GO): DNA-binding transcription factor activity, RNA polymerase II-specific; zinc ion binding
Source: RefSeq, a predicted model, not a curated record
AUGGAUCCUCAACAGAGUCAACCCUGCAAGGGUGCAGCAUACCCAACAAAGUAUCGUCGAAACCAACCGCGUUCCAAGAACGGAUGUCUUACUUGUCGUAGCAAACGCAAAAAGUGUGACGAAACAAGGCCUCGUUGCACCUCUUGUGUUCGUUCUAACCAAACUUGUGUUUGGCCAAGCAAAGAUGAACAAGAAUCGCCGCCGAGCAACUCGGUUGGCAACACUUCAGAUUCGACUAGCUCCACCUCCGAGCGAAGACGAUCUCCAAAUGAAGACCCACAGACAGCAAUCUCGGACCUCAGCCUAGCCAUGGAGUCAUUGAUCUUCCAGAGGUUUUUCUUUGACUGGGCUACUUUGGGAAACACAUCUGGUGGUUAUACAAUGAGCUGGUUUGCCAACUUGUUUCAAAUCUACACCAACGCGAGCAUCGACAGUCUCGUGCACAAAUCUAUCAACGCCCUGGCCAAUGCAAGUUAUGGACAAAGAUUCAAUUCACCUGAAGCAUUGACAAAAGGGAACAAAUGGUAUGGAAGGGCGAUCCAGAUGUUGAAAGUCAAAUUGCUUUCCAUUAACGAUUCAUCAUCAUACUGUGAUGUCGUAUCAGCCAUUACUCUGCUCGGCAUUUACGAGGGUCUAAUGCAUGAAUCCAUUGCACUCGAGGGUUCUUGGGUGUCCCAUAUGACUGGCGCCUCCACACUGUUGAGUCUUCGUGGACAAGACAAGAUUAUAGAGUCGCCAGCGGAGUUUGAAAUUUCAGCAGUCUGCUUCUUGCAAAUGAUAUACGGCAGCUUUCUGAAUGGCCAAGCUCCUCCUGUACCAUGGACAUCGGUAAACAAGCUGGCGUUGCCAAAAUCGCCAGCCUUUUACGCACACAUAGAACUCAUUUAUGAAGCUGCAUGCCAAUUCGCUGAGUGGAGAACCGCUUUGCUUGAUUAUGAUUCAGAUGAGGGUUUGGAGAGGUUAUCGAAUGUCGGGAAAAAAGCCUCAAUAUUGGACAGGCGGUUCGAGGAAUGGGACGAAAGUGCGCCCGAAUCGUUGAGAUACAAGACAGAUCCGCUACCACUUGAACCUCACCCUGAAUGGGUACAGCCUUUGAUCAACAGUCCAUGGAGACCUCUCAACUACCACACUUACUCCACAUUGAUGGUGCAGAUAAUUUGGAGAUUCUACUGGAUGGCUCGAGGUAUCAUCAACCAAGCACUCUUGUUCACAUAUGAUAUUCUCCGAGAACGGAAAGGAAACACCGAUCCCAGUAUCCCUCGCCGAACCGACAUUGAAGACCAGAUUUUGUCAUUCACCGAUCUAUUAUGCGAGUCUUGCGUAUCGACUUUCGUCACUAUUUCCAAGGGCGAUCCGCAGAUGGAGGCCGAAAAAGUACCAACUCUCUUGGGGUACCUCAUUCUGCAAGUUCUGCCCGCUCUCGGACUGUUCUAUGAGCAAAUUGUUUUCACCGGCGUCGAUUCUUUUGGUAGGAGAGAAUGGGUGGCCAAGAUGAGACACUUCCUUCGGGUCCACUUUGGUAUAGCAAAGGGUAUUACUGCGAUACCCCCUUCUCAUGUCGGAAAGAUUCCGAUUCAGACUUGGGGUCUUCCAGAUGAGUUUCCACGAGGUAGCAAGUAA